AUGACGACCCGCUUCAAGAAGAACCGCAAGAAGCGAGGCCACGUGAGCGCCGGUCACGGCCGUAUCGGAAAGCACCGGAAACAUCCCGGAGGUCGCGGUAACGCCGGAGGUAUGCACCACCACCGAAUCCUCUUCGACAAGUACCAUCCAGGUUACUUCGGGAAGGUCGGCAUGAGGUAUUUCCACAAGCUUCGCAACAAGUUCUUCUGCCCCACCGUCAACAUCGACAAGCUCUGGUCGAUGGUCCCUCAGGACGUGAAGGACAAGGCCAACAAAACCAAUGCUCCGAUGAUCGAUGUGACCCAGUUUGGGUACUUCAAGGUUCUUGGAAAGGGAGUUUUGCCAUGUGAUCAGCCGGUUGUGGUGAAGGCGAAGCUCAUUUCGAAGAUCGCUGAGAAGAAGAUUAAGGAGGCCGGUGGUGCUGUUGUACUCACCGCUUAG
Molecule: messenger RNA, 441 nt
Organism: Ilex paraguariensis (yerba mate)
Lineage: Eukaryota; Viridiplantae; Streptophyta; Magnoliopsida; Aquifoliales; Aquifoliaceae
Source: the annotation of a GenBank genome assembly